Messenger RNA from Belonocnema kinseyi, 783 nucleotides. RefSeq lists its product as uncharacterized. The record is from RefSeq and is a predicted model, not a curated record. The coding region runs from base 1 to 783 and encodes 260 amino acids. Lineage: Eukaryota; Metazoa; Arthropoda; Insecta; Hymenoptera; Cynipidae. The transcript has a single exon.
AUGACCGAACUUCUCUCCAGAUUAACUAAUCUACAGCCUAACGGCCACGAGGUCAAAUUCAUAGCCAGGGUACCAAAAUUUUAUAAGCAGGACCCAACCUGUUGGUUCCUGAUAGUUGAGGCGGCCCUCGCGCGUGCAAAAAUAACUACUGAGAAGUCGAAAGCACAAGAACUAAUCGCGCAAUUAGAUCCAGAUAUCGUCGCGCAUGUCAAAGAUAUCAUAAAUUCACAACCUCAAGAUAUAUAUCAUCAAAUUAAGGACAGGCUCAUUAAAACUUAUUCAAUAUCGAGCGAGACCAAGCUGCGUCAGCUCUUAAAGGGGGAGGUAGUAAACGAAGGGAAACCAUCGCUCUUAUUAAAUCGCAUCAGAAGCCUUAACGACAGCGCGUGUAGUUACGACGUGCUUAGAUCCAUUUUUCUAGAGCAACUCCCUAGCUCAAUUCGCGCUAUCUUAGCCAUGUCUCAAGUUGCCGAUCUUUCGGCUCUCGCGACCUUGGCAGACAAAGUUUGCGAGGCAUCGAAUCCAUCUGCUUUCCAAACGUUCGCGGUAGCCCCGCAAUGCUCCACUACUCCUCACGCGGCCAAUGUGUGCUCGACUUCAGUACCGCAGUCCCCUAUGGACUCCAUCGCGUCAAUGUUCGCGCAGCAAACCAAAUUAUUCGAAGAACUUUCGCGCAGAAUCUCACAACUGGAGAACCAACGAGGUCGUUCAACCGCACGGUCAAAUUACCGUGGAAAUUCAGGCGCGCGAAACCGCAGUAAAUCUAAUAACAAAGGUGAUUAA